AUGUGGGGUGUAGGUAGCCCGUUACUAAACGUCCUAUCCCGACUCUCUGAGGCGACUGUUGCUGGUUAUUUGGGUUACUCAGAUGCAGUGCAUCUGCGCCAGUUGAUGUGGUCGUACCUAGUGAUGAAAGGGGCAAUGGUUUUUGAGACAGUUUUGAAGAACCAGCUCCAGGUGCAUGCAACCUCAAUACUAAAGGCCUCUAUUGAGAAUCCAGAAGAGUACGAUUACGAGUUGGAUCUUAGUACACUCAUUGCCAGUUAUAAUCUCCGUAGCGAGGAAGAGAAGGCAGAUCAAGAGGCAAUAAACCUGGCGCAGAAAAUCCUAUUUGCAGGUACAAUUCACCAUACUGCCAAUGCUCUUGAAACACUUGACUUGGAUGAGCUAGGACACGGUGUUGGAGAUCCCAGGGGCAGAGGCAAUGAUCUUAUGCACCAAUACAAGCCUGCGCCCAACCAAAUUUCUCUCCGGUUUGUUCGUGAAGAUGGCACUGACAAUGACGACAAAUUCACUGAUCAUAUCAACACCUUCCUCCGGCGCCGCAAGAUCCUUCUACAAAAAGAGGACACUACCUACCAGCACGAUAUAACAAUCGAGCCAGGCCCUGUACCUGUUCCAAAGGAGGGUCCGUGGACUAUCUACGAUAACGACAAUCCUGAACAAGUAAUUCCCUGGACUGACGUUCAAAAGAUCCUACAAGCUGGGGCCAAGUUUCCGAUUCAAUAUGCCCUCAAGGUAAUUGAUACCAAUGAGGAUGGUCCAUAUCCAUUUGAGUUUGAUGGGGGACCUAUGCAGGUGCGCAGUAACAUUGCUAUUGCUACUGCUAGUACUGUGUCUACUGCAAUCCGGGAUACUAUUAUGGCAGACGAACCUGACAACACUAGACCUCAACCUAUGGAGAGCCUGGCAUUAGAUGACAAACCCCAGUGCGUGGAUGUUUCCACGCCUACAGGAAUCGAUACUUUUAUUCGAAAGGUCAUUGGGACACUUCGGGUUGCAAAUGUUACACCCAAAACAGCCCUUAAUUUAGCUGGUCUUCCAGGUAAUGUGAGAGAAGAGAUCCAGGCCGGCCUUGCUGCAGCUACAGAGACCACUCUGAAUGCAGAUGUUGGCGGAGUUCAAGAGGAUUCAAAUUUUGAGGACUAUUACAAGACGCAAAAGUUGUUUGCUGAAAAUGAAUCCCAUACAGGCCCUCCUCUCGAUGCUUGUUUGGAAAUAUCCCAGGCAGUAUUUGACUCCUGGCAUGACCAAAACCAGAUCCUAGCGAAGUACAAGCUGAACUCGCUCCCAACAGUUAAAAUGCGCCCAUUAGGACACCAGAUUACCGGUUUUCUCUGGAUGAUUGUGAAGGCUUACGGGUAUAUCUGUGCUCCAACGGAAGAGGCUCAGGCUAUUGCCGAAGAUUUGCUUACCACACGCACCUUAUUCUAG
Molecule: messenger RNA, 1428 nt
Organism: Pseudogymnoascus destructans
Lineage: Eukaryota; Fungi; Ascomycota; Leotiomycetes; Thelebolales; Thelebolaceae
Exons: 5
Coding region: 1-1428 (475 amino acids)
Source: RefSeq, a predicted model, not a curated record